AUGUCUGGCAAUGAUAAUUCCGGGACACCAAACGUACCGCCACCACCCUUCAACCUGGACCAUGAGGCUGCGUAUCAAGCUUGUGCGGCGAAGCUGGGGUCAUCAGAUACGGACAACUUCAUCGUAAGGUUCAACAAGGACGCAGCGGAGUGCGCUGUCGAUGUGAAUGCGGACGAGGCGUUGCAGUGGUUAGACAGCAAAACCCGUGGCACUCACCGAACCGUAUGGCUCAAUUUCUGGGCGUCGCCAUCGUCAUCGCAGAAGAAAACAAUCGGCGUCGUCGCCAGGAAAUAUGGUCUGUCGCCCAGGUUAGCGGGACUUCUUUGCCUGGCGACUCAAGCCCCGAAGACCCCUGCCUCCUCGACGGGUACAAGUAACAGCUCAGCUGUGUCCGAUGCUUCGGAGGCAAAGUCGACAGCGACAACUGCACAGACCUCGCAGACAAUGGACCUCGAAAAAGGAUCGACGCAGAGUACACCGCUCAGUGAGCCCUUGCAACCAGGCCAAAGCAAAAGGACGUCUCCAAGCUCUCAUGGCUUUGGCUUCCGCGAUGUGGUCGAUAGCCUUUGGCACUUUUGCUCGGUCGACUUUGGACGCCAUUAUAUCUACGUUGGGUACAAUGCUCUGUUCUAUCUAAGUGGGAAAAAGAACACUCGUAAGGACAGACCAUCCGGCCAACGCGUCUGGACGUCUCUCCUCCUCUGUGAUGACGGUACAGUCAUCUCCGUCUUCGAGCGACCGCCAAUUGCAGACUCCAAGGCGAUCCAACGAUUGAGGGGCAACGUGCUUAACGUCUUUAAACACCUCUCCUCACUGCACGACCAGGAUGAUGCACAAGGCGCGUUAAUGAAAGUCCGCGUACGGUGGAACGAGCAUUCCGUGAAAUCUCAAACGGAGUAUUCCGAAACCGAGGCUGCAAGUCUCUUGUUCUAUUACCUCUUUGACGAUUGGGUGUCGACGUAUAAUUUGAUCGCACGCAAGGAACACCCGUACCGCUCGAGUUUGGAGACGCUGAGAAAGGAUAUGUUCGACGCGGCCGAUGUGUCACUCAUUGAGCAAGUCCAUAAUACAGGACGACAGCUGACGGUGUUGAAGUUGAUGUAUCAGAGUUAUGAGCUUAUUGUAUCGAGACUGCUCCAUCGUCAGCGUGCCGCGAGGGCUCCGGAUUUCAUGUCGAUGUCGACCCCGCCGGCUGCUCUGGAGCGACAACAGACUUGGGGUGACCUCAGCGAGAUGUCGGCCGCACAGAUGCACCCGAGCGAUCUUAUGUAUCUGGACGAAGACUCCAGUCUGAGUGUCAAGUUGAGUAUGUCGGCUGUGGUGCGGUUUGAAAGAUUGCUUGAUCGCAUACGCUUGUAUGCUUUGACGGAGAUUGAAGAGUGUUUGAAAGAAAAGGAGUCCCUAGUGUUUAUGAAUUUCAACUUGGUCACGCUGAAGGAAUCGCAGGCUGUUGAACGAUUGACUAGAACAACGAUCCUGUUGGCCAAAGCGACCAUUCUUUUCUUACCGGUCAGUCUGAUGACUGCAUAUUUCUCGAUCCAGUUACCAGAAAUCACGGAGAAGUACGAUCUCGAGACGUAUUGGCUUUGCUUCUUGGUCGUUUCGGUGUUGUCCAUUGCGUUCUUGGCGGCUUUUGGCUUUUAUACGCAUACCGUAGAGGGGAAGACCAUUUACAAGUCCGUCACGAGGAUGAUAUUGGAUCUCUUCAAGCGAAAAAAGAAGACAAGUUAA
Exophiala oligosperma is the source of this 1731-nucleotide messenger RNA. RefSeq lists its product as uncharacterized. The transcript is spliced from 2 exons. The record is from RefSeq and is a predicted model, not a curated record. Gene Ontology annotation, molecular function: magnesium ion binding; cobalt ion transmembrane transporter activity; cobalt ion binding. Bases 1 to 1731 code for a protein of 576 amino acids. Lineage: Eukaryota; Fungi; Ascomycota; Eurotiomycetes; Chaetothyriales; Herpotrichiellaceae.